Onychomys torridus (southern grasshopper mouse) is the source of this 1170-nucleotide messenger RNA. Its product is annotated as sperm motility kinase X-like. Gene Ontology annotation, biological process: protein phosphorylation; microtubule cytoskeleton organization; intracellular signal transduction. The record is from RefSeq and is a predicted model, not a curated record. Lineage: Eukaryota; Metazoa; Chordata; Mammalia; Rodentia; Cricetidae. The transcript is spliced from 2 exons. Gene Ontology annotation, molecular function: ATP binding; protein serine/threonine kinase activity; tau-protein kinase activity. Gene Ontology annotation, cellular component: cytoplasm. Bases 1 to 1170 code for a protein of 389 amino acids.
AUGGUGGUGUUGGAUCUCAAGGUCACAGCCUCGGAUGAGCCAUCCCUCAGAAAUAAUUACAAGAUCUUGAACACCAUCUGCCAAAGCAGCUUUGGUGAAGUGAAGCUCGCCUGCCAUCUCCUCACCCAGACCCAGGUGGCAUUGAAAAUCCUGCCAAGGAACUCCUCUAUUGUCACAUCAGAAACCGAUAUCAUGAAAUCCCUCAGCCAUCCCAAUGUCAUCCAGCUUUAUCAGGUAAUCAACACCACUGUCAACACCUACCUUGUAAUGGAGCAUGCGAGUCGGGGAAGGCUGCUGGACUGGAUCCAGGAGGAUGGACAUCUGCAGGAGGAGGAGGCCCGUCCAAUUUUCCAGCAGAUUGGGAGUGCUGUGCGUUACUGUCAUUCAAAAGGUGUCGUGCAUGGAGACCUGAGGCCAGAAAAUAUCCUGGUGGAUGGUGAGGGCAACAUCAAGCUCAGUGACUUUGGGCUGGGCGUGCAGGUGAGCCCUGGGCAGAAGCUGCACUCAUUCUUCUGCAGCCUCCCAUUUUGUGCCCCAGAGCUCCUGCAGGGAAAAGACUAUGAUGGACCCGCAGCUGAUAUGUGGAGCCUGGGAGUCCUCCUCUACUUUAUGACCAUGGGGUGCCUCCCUUUUCAAGCACCUACCCAUCCUGGGAUAAAGCAGAAGAUCCUGUGUGCAAAAUACUACAGCCCGUCUUAUCUUUCUGCAAAUGUACUAAAUGUAAUUGGUCAGUUACUCACCCUGGACCCCAGCAAGAGGGCUACUGUAGACUGCAUCAUGCACCACCCGUGGCUCACGCAAGGUGAGGUGCCUUCUCUUGAGUUUUCCGUGGAGGAGUUCCCCAGUCUCCCAAACCCCAUUAUUAUAACCAUCAUGGCUGAUUUGGGGUAUGACCCUUAUGAGGUCCUGGAAUCUUUAAAAGCACAAACCUUCAAUGGAACAAUGGCUACGUAUCUGAUAUUACAACACAAGAGCCCCUGGGAGAACAGCCAGGAGAACCAAGUGAAGCCUGUGCAGCCAGUUGUUACACCUUGUAUGACCCCUGCCGAUCUUUCCACCUUCCCUCUUCCCCUGAACCAGACAGCCAGCAAACCUGCCCUUCACACCUCCCCCUGCAAAUGGCAGCCUGCCAUCAAGGUGAUGAUGCUGCCCUUUGUACCCACUCCAUGA